Molecule: messenger RNA, 990 nt
Organism: Diaporthe amygdali
Lineage: Eukaryota; Fungi; Ascomycota; Sordariomycetes; Diaporthales; Diaporthaceae
Exons: 2
Coding region: 1-990 (329 amino acids)
Source: RefSeq, a predicted model, not a curated record
AUGCCUUCCUUCACCUCCAAGCUCGCCCUUGCCGGCGCUGUCCUCGCCUCCAAGGCCGCUGCCCACGGUAUCGUCCAGGGUUUCGCCACCGAUGGCGGCGCAUACCAGGAGGGCUACAUCCUCAACGACUACUACACCAAGCAGAACACGGGCGAGACCCCUGCCAAGGCUGGCUGGUACGAGGAGGCCACUGACAACGGCUUCAUCUCCCCCGAUGCCUACGCCACCUCCGACAUCAUCUGCCACAAGAACGCUGAGAACGCCGCCAAGACCGGCACCGUCUCCGCUGGCGGCAAGGUCGACUUCUACUGGACCGCUUGGCCCGAGUCCCACAUCGGCCCUGUCCUGACCUAUGUCGCCAACUGCGGUACCGCCGACGAUGCUUGCUCCACCGUCGACAAGACCACCCUCAAGUGGGUCAAGAUUGACGAGGCUGGCAUCGACCUCGACACCCAGACCUGGGCUGCCACGGACCUGAUCGCCAACAACAACACCUGGUCCGUCACCGUGCCCUCGUCCCUGGCACCGGGCCCUUACGUCUUCCGCCACGAGAUCAUCGCCAUGCACGGCGCCGGCUCCGAGAACGGUGCGCAGAACUACCCCUUCUGCAUCAACAUCGCCAUCACCGGCAGCGGCUCUGAGAGCCCCGAGGGCACCCUGGGUACUGAGCUGUACACCUCCACCGACCCCGGCAUCCUGUUCAACCCCUACACCACCCUGACCGAGUACACCAUCCCCGGCCCUGCCCUGUUCGGCUCCGGCUCCUCCACCGGUGGCUCUACCGGCAGCUCCGGCUCCUCCAACUCGACCACCCCCGCCACCCCCACUGCUAGCGGCAGCGGCUCUUCCGCCUCUGCGACCGGUGGCGCUACCCUCCCUACCUCCACCGGCUCCCCCGUCACCGGAGGCUACGCCGACGGUGGUGACGAUGAGAGCUCUUGCACCAAGAAGGCCCGCCGUCACGCUCGUGACGUCAAGCGUCGCAACUAA